This is a messenger RNA of Saccoglossus kowalevskii, 2145 nucleotides long. RefSeq lists its product as uncharacterized. Gene Ontology annotation, molecular function: 1-phosphatidylinositol-3-kinase regulator activity. Gene Ontology annotation, biological process: phosphatidylinositol phosphate biosynthetic process; intracellular signal transduction. Gene Ontology annotation, cellular component: phosphatidylinositol 3-kinase complex. The record is from RefSeq and is a predicted model, not a curated record. NCBI's taxonomy places the organism in Eukaryota, Metazoa, Hemichordata, Enteropneusta, Harrimaniidae.
UUUAGUUCUAAACACAGUACUAUUUUAGCAGGAAGUAGAAUUGUAUCAAGUAACUAGACUUUACUUGCUUAUUUUGCCGACAAAGAGGUCAUUGUACUCGUGAAGGAUGAUAGAGGCGGCUAGCUGAUUGUUGUGACGGAUUGAAGAUGAAGAAGUUUUCGGCAAGAGGCUUAAAAAUAACGUUUCAUCGAAGGAACCACGAGACUGGUUUGAGCAAUGACGAAUCUGGGCGAUCGCUGAGUUCAAUAGAAGUGGCUGAACCAGAUAGGCCUAAAACUACCAUGAAUGGCGAAAAGGGGAAGGAGAGCUUCAUGCAGACUGUUAAAAAAAGAUUUCGGACACACAAGAAAAGUCGCGGCAGGAGGGGAUCGGCAACUUCUUCAGAAGACGCUUUUCCAACAACAAUACAAUCGUCGCCCAAACAAGGAAACAAUAUUAGCAGCAGUGGUUUAGAUUAUUAUAAUCGACCACCACGUCCACGACCCUCCGUGUACAGCAGUAUGCGGGACCGUAAUAGACGAUUUACUGGGCCGUUACGUGCCUUUAAUUCAGAAGAGGCCUUGGACAAAUUCGAGGUGCAUGUAGAAGUGCACACCGAGGGUAAAAACGAUAUAGGGAACGGCGGGGGUGUUACUGGGACAAAAGGAGAAGUGACGUCACCGAUUGAAGAAAACAAACCUAUUCCUAACGGUGAUCAUGUCAGUGACCUUUACGAGAAUAUGAAUGUUGAUCAUAAUACUGUGAGACCAUCUAAUGCUCCUCAAACUAAACAUCUAGCACCUGUGAUUGAUUACAGCCCAGUGCAUAUCACACCCAAGGACACCACUGCAGGUGAUCAAUGCAGAAAUUGUACUGGAAAGGACACUGUGAGUCGCAAGGGACCACCUAUACCAAAACGACCCCCCAAAUCAGGUAAAACUUUUAAAGCAGUAACUAUGCAGAAAUACAGUCAGGCUUACAUUGAUAAGGCUUAUGAUACUUAUGAAGUCGAACAGAAAGAUAUGCCAACACCCGUAUAUGAUCUAGUUAAUGAUCAACCACAUAAUAGCCUAACUCGAGAAUUGAACAAAUUGUCAAAAAGACCGUGGUACUGGGGUCCGUUGACUCGCAAUGAAGCUGAAGAAAAACUCAGUAACAUGCCUGAUGGAUCAUUUCUUGUACGUGACAGUUCUGAUGACCGUUAUCUGCUGAGUUUGAGCUUCCGUUCUAAUGGGAAAACGCUGCACACCAGAAUUGAACACUUCAACGGUCUGUUUAGCUUCUAUCCUCAGCAAGAAUCUGAAGGUUACUACUCAAUUGUUGAUUUGAUUGAGCAUUCCAUGAACGACUCUAGAGCGGGUGUCUUUUGCUAUUCCAGAGAACGUUUGCCCGGUGUACGCUCUUAUCCAGUCCGUCUGACUAAUCCUGUGUCCCGUUUCACCAAAGUCCCCUCCCUGCAAUACCUAUGCAGAUUUGUUAUCCGUGAAUUUAUCCGUAGGGAUCAUAUCCAGCGACUGCCACUCCCUAGAAGGAUAAAGGGGUAUUUAGAAGAAAACCACUUUUGAUGUGUCAGCAUAAUAUCAAGUUUGUUUGAGAUGUGCAUAGUAAAUGAUAUAGUGGUUACAUGUGGUCAACUUAUAAUCACACUCCUGGGAGAAAACAGACAUUGUAUUACACAAGAUAUUGAUCAUAUUUCUUUUUUGAGAAUUUUUUUUCUUUAUUUUUAAUAUUCUGCUUUUUAUUAUACUUAAACCCCCAAAGAGUUAAAAAACACACACCCCCUUUACUGCAAUAUUUAUAUUGAUCUAGUGGAGUUAGUGAAUUCAAUGUCCCCUCUACCUUGAGUUUGUUUUUUUCUCACAUGCAGCGUAAUAAUAGUUGAUAUAUCAUAUGUUAAGACUGUAAAUAGAUAUCCCAGAUUGCAGUAAUUCAUAAAUAUUGUUUCCCGUGGAUCUGAUUCUUUUGGCUAAUAUUCCAAAUAUCAUCAUGUUUGCCUGUACACAAUUGUACAUAGUGAAAAGUACUAUGUAUAUUUAGUAGAUUUUUAACAUCGGUAAAUUAACAUGAAGUUGCAAAUUAUUAUUUUUUAUGUGGGAGGAAGUACUCUCUGUUCUUGUUGAUAGAUCAGAUUUCUCUAUAAGAAAUCCAUACAUUUUUUUAAGUAAA